Daldinia decipiens is the source of this 1719-nucleotide messenger RNA. RefSeq names its product cysteine proteinase. NCBI's taxonomy places the organism in Eukaryota, Fungi, Ascomycota, Sordariomycetes, Xylariales, Hypoxylaceae. Gene Ontology annotation, biological process: protein deubiquitination. The record is from RefSeq and is a predicted model, not a curated record. Gene Ontology annotation, molecular function: cysteine-type deubiquitinase activity. The transcript has a single exon. Bases 147 to 1094 code for a protein of 315 amino acids.
UGAAAUCAAUAGUUUAACCUUCCAUCUAGAUUUCAAGUCGAAAUUGUUUACGGCAUUGAAGAGUCUUUAAGAACCCCUAGUUCAUUUCUUAUGAUUCAACCACAAUACCCAAAUAAAUUAAGACGAUAUCCUCACUUUAAGCUACAAUGGAGUCUUUAGAGACUAUCCAGGCUCGGCAUCGUAAAGAACAGCGCGAGCUGCAAGCGCGAAUCACGAAUAAGAAGAAGAAUGCGACAAAAAAGACGCGAAAGGGUGUUAAUGAUGAAUGUGCCGAGCUUGAGAAGCAGUUAAAAGAGAAGCAGGAACAAGAGAUUGCUGUGAUAAACGGAGACUCCGGCUACGAGGGACGUGCAAUGGGCGAAAUAGAGGAACAAGAACAACAAGAACAACAAGAAGCGUUGCAAGACCAGAAUCUCAACGGAGACACGACGAAUGGAAUAAUGAAGCAAUUCAAAGAUACAAUCAUCUCCCCGCCACCAGAAUCCGACCCCGCGACACAACAGCAGCAGCCCAAGAAGCGGAACCGCCAAAAGGAGCGAAUGGCGCGGAGGGCAGCAGAACAAGAAGCAGCCACCAUAGCCGCCGAGCAGGAGGCAGCCAACAUGACAGACCACCGGAAAAUCGAGAAGACAUACCUGCUCAAAGAAUUCAAGGCCAACAACCUAGUCGAGAAGGAGAUACAGCCAGACGGGCACUGUCUAUUCUCCGCCAUAGCAGACCAGCUACAAACGCGAGACAUACCGCUCGGCCCGGACACCGAAACAAAAGGCAAGCCGCCGUACAGAGUAGUACGGCAGGCAGCAACGGACUACAUGGAAGCGCACGCGGACGACUUCGCGCCGUUCUUGGAGGAGCCGCUGGACACGUACGUGCCGAAGAUCCGGGACACGGCGGAGUGGGGAGGCCAACUCGAGUUAUCGGCGUUGGCGAACGCGUACGGUGUCGAGAUCAAGGUGCUGCAGGACGGGCGGACAGAGACCAUCGAGCCGAGCACGGACAAGGAGGGCGCGGAGAGGCAGAGGAUAUGGCUGGCAUAUUAUCGCCAUGGGUACGGGCUUGGGGAGCAUUAUAAUUCGCUGCGGAAGGUGGAUUAGAAUAUUAAAAAAAAAGGAAAGAAAAGGAAAACAUAGAAAAUAAUAAUAAAAUGGAAGAGAACUUGGGGCUCUAGACAGGUACUUGCUCCUCCUAAGAGUACGUGGCUACGGUAUACAUCUACAUACCUUGGCAUGAUCGAAAUUAUUCGUCUUGAGGUACGUAGGCCGUACGAUUUAUACAUAUAUUGUUGGCAUCUACGUAUAACUACUAAAAAUGGUCACCGAGAUUCUAUUAGACUCUAUACGCUAUGAAAUAUAGGUCCAGUCUUCUCCUCGAACGCACGCCUCCGCGGAGAAUGAAAUGUCUUCCAUCGAAAGUUUCCUAGUAACAGCUUGAACUUAGACAGCCUCUCGUCGUCGUAGGCGAAUAUGUCCAUGCUGAAUAAAGACUUGGGAUGAUACAAUUACCAGAUAGAAAGUUCUUUCACGUAGGAGGUAAUGGGUAACAUACCGAAACGUAGCUUAGGGGAAGAUAGAAUAUGGUGACGAUUGUGAAUACUAUGAUGUACUGGUCCAAGACCGUCGCUCGUGAUGCCUCGCGCACUGAAGUAGCACUGGAGAGCUGUGUACACAAUCUUAUUAGCGAACUUUAGGAUAUCUGGCAAUUCCUGUAAAUCUUCCUUGG